Molecule: messenger RNA, 444 nt
Organism: Salvia splendens (bonfire salvia)
Lineage: Eukaryota; Viridiplantae; Streptophyta; Magnoliopsida; Lamiales; Lamiaceae
Product: skin secretory protein xP2-like
Exons: 1
Coding region: 1-444 (147 amino acids)
Source: RefSeq, a predicted model, not a curated record
AUGGCCCGCCAAUUGAUCGUUCUUGCCCUCCUCUUCUCCGCCGCCGCGGUCUCCGCCCAAUCCCCAUCCUCCGCUCCCUCGGCAUCCCCUGCGGCGGCGCCUACAAAGCCGGCCGCCACCACCCCCGUCGCCGCCGUUCCCGCCGCAGCUCCGAGCAAUAUCGCCGCCACUCCCACGGCCGCCGUUCCCGCCGCAGCUCCGAGCAAUAUCGCCGCCACUCCCACGGCCGCCGUUCCGGCCGGCGCGGAGGAGGAGGCGGUAACUCCGGCCGGCGAAGCCUCGCCCGACGCCGCCCCCGGAGAGGCUCCGGCUGAGGCGCCGGUUGCCGAUGAUGCUGCUGACGAAGCUACGCCGGAAGAUGAUGCUGCCACUGGCGGCGCCGCCGGCUUGGAGGUGUCGGCCGUCGUGGGCGUCGCCGCCGCCGCCGGAGUUUUCUACUUCUAA